Messenger RNA from Oncorhynchus masou masou (cherry salmon), 7190 nucleotides. Its product is annotated as kinesin-like protein KIF3B. The record is from RefSeq and is a predicted model, not a curated record. Gene Ontology annotation, molecular function: microtubule motor activity; ATP binding; microtubule binding. Gene Ontology annotation, biological process: microtubule-based movement; mitotic spindle organization; spindle elongation. Gene Ontology annotation, cellular component: microtubule associated complex. The coding region runs from base 2673 to 4946 and encodes 757 amino acids. The transcript is spliced from 11 exons. NCBI's taxonomy places the organism in Eukaryota, Metazoa, Chordata, Actinopteri, Salmoniformes, Salmonidae.
UGAAGCACAAUGGCGGCGAAACUGAAUCACUUGCAACUUUUUUGUGGUCUGUUAUUUCCUUACAGCAAUAUUGCUACAAAUGAGUCUAACGUUUGCUACAGAGUUAACGUGUGACGACAAUGGCUACAUUUUAUAUUGUCCGUGCAUGGGUACAUGUCCCCUACAGUGAGUUCUUCCAGCUAGAGGCCCUGACCCACUACCACUGCGUGGUAAGCCUAGAGGACUUGAUGAAGCAGCUGGCCCCAACACUCUGGCCUAAGGGCAGCCUACUUAGUCAGCUGCCCAGAGGAGUGUAAGACAAGAAGUCCUGCCCCAUGAAGGUUCCCUCCGUCAGAGAGCCCUGUCCUGGUGCCCUGUCCUGGUGCACGGUCCUGGUGCCCCAGCUCAGUUCCCUGUGAUACUGCUGCAGACCCAUAUACUCCUGUAUGUCGUGUAGGAGGGAGGAACAGGAACCAGAUCGCUGCUCGGCUGCCCAGGCCAUAUGUGGACAUACAGCUGAGGAUUGGUUCUGGUUGGAUGAGCUGGGAAUACACACAAAUACACACACUCAGCCCGUGUGGCUCAGUCGAUGAGCUGGGAACACACAAAUACACACACUAGACCCGUGUGGCUCAGUCGAUGAGCUGGUUACACACACUAUGUCCGUGUGGAUCAGUCGAUGAGCUGGGAACACACAAAUACACACACUUGGCCCGUGUGGCUCAGUCGAUGAGCCGGGAACACACAAAUACACACACUUGGCCCGUGUGGCUCAGUCGAUGAGCCGGGAACACACAAAUACACACACUUGGCCUUUGUGGCUCAGUUGGUAAAGCAUGACCAUGUGUUAUAACCCCCUCACCAUGACCAUGUGUUAUAACACCAUGGCCAUGUGCUUCCCGAAUCUGGCUGAGAUCCGCCGGGCCCUCAAGCUCUGGGUCAAGAAAACCUCUGCCUGUUCUGUUUACAUCGCCUCAGUCCCACCUCACUGAGAUCCAAAAGUUCUUCCAAUAAAGUGAGCUUGGAGUGAUCGAUUAGAUGAUGAUCUUUGUCAGUAAAAAUAAAUACAAAUACCUAGUACAUCCAUUUUUCACAGGUGUUGCGAUGUUGGUUAACAUGCUUUGUUUUUGCCUACUGCUUUAUUCAGUGUAUCAUUGUUUCUGUCCAUGCCCAGGUGGUGGUGAGCUUCAAGCCAGACUUGGCCCAGAUGGACUUGUACACCAUAAGCCAGUCUGACCACUUCGUUGGGAAUAGUGUAUCCUCCUCUUCCUGCUUUUGUCAAACGAGACCGUGAUGUCCAUGCCCGGCCGUCGUCUUUCUUCGGGAAUGGAUUAAACUGGAACAUUUAACAAGCAAGACGAGCUGUGGAGAUUUGCCCUUCCUGGGUAGUCCAUGACAAAUUGCUUUUAGAGUGGCUUUUUAAUCUUGGGUGAGGAGGAAGGACAUUGCAGUGUAGGAAUGUGAUCCAUACUCACUAUUACAGUGAUGUGGUGAUAAAAAAUGUUUUUAGUCAACUCUGAUCACCGUUCGCGGUGAAUAAAGUAACGCUCCCAUUCUCUUUCCGCUAAACCCUUACGCAGAAUAAUGAAUUUGUGUUUACCCUCCACAACACAACUGCUAUUAAACAAGCAGUAGUAUUAUUACACACACUGUAUACAUGACAUUAUUAUACUCUUCAUAGCAUCAACAAUCCAGGCUGCAUCACAUCCGGCAAUGAUUGGGAGUCCCAUAGGGCGGCGCCCAAUUGGCCCAGCAUCGCCUGGGGUAGGACGUCAUUGUAAAUACGAAUUUGUUCUUCACUGAUUUUCCUAGUUAAAUAAAAUAAAAAAUCAAUUUCCGCAAUACCUUCUAUGCUGCACAACGCAUCACCGGGGGCAAACUACCUGCCCUCCAGGACACCUACAGCACCCGAUGUCACAGGAAGGCCAUAAAGAUCAUCAAGGACAACAACCACCCGAGCCACUGCCUGUUCACCCCGCUAUCCAGAAGGCGAGGUCAGUACAGGUGCAUCAAAGCAGGGACCGAGAGACUGAAUAACAGCUUCUAUCCCAAGGCCAUCAGACUGUUAAACAGCGAUCACUAACAUUGAGUGGCUGCUGCCAACAUACUGACUCAAAUAUCUAGCCACUUUAACAAUUAAAAAUUGGAUGUAAUAAUUGUAUCACUAGUCACUUUAAACAAUGCCACUAUAUAAUGUUUACAUACCCUACAUUACUCAUUUCAUACUGUACUCUAUACCAUCUACUGCAUGUUGCCUAUGCCGUUCGGCCAUCGCUCACCCAUAUAUUUAUAUGUACAUAUUCUUAUUAAUUCCUUUACACUUGCGUGCAUUAGGUAGUUGUGAAAUUGUUAGAUUACUUGUUAGAUAUUACUGCAUGGUCGGAACUAGAAGCACAAGCAUUUCUCUACACUCGCAUUAACAUCUGCUAACCAUGUGUAUGUGACCAAUAAAAUGUUAUUUUAUUUAUAGCCACAGCUAUAAACAAGUAACUGCCAAAAUACAGGAAACACCAACAACGUCUUAAUACGACAUGAGUCAGAACAGCUUCAAUGCACCUCGGCGUAGAUUCUACAAGUGUCCAGAUCUCUAUUGAAGAUUCUGAUGUUGGCGUCUCUGAUAUUGUGAACUCUUGACUCUGUACAAUACUUGAAGGAAAGAAACUCAAGGCCAGUUUGUCUGGGGACCAGUCACGAUGUCUAAGACCAGAGAGUCGGUGAAGGUGGUGGUUCGCUGUCGACCCAUGAAUGAGAAGGAGCGGGCAGCUAACUUUGAGAGGGUGGUGCAGGUGGAUGUGAAGCUGGGCCAGGUGGCCGUGCGAAACCCCCGGGGGGCUGCAGCCCACGAACACCCCAAGGUCUUUACAUUUGACUCAGUGUACGACUGGAACUCCAAACAGUUGGAUCUCUAUGAUGAAACCUUCAGGCCCCUGGUGGACUCUGUCUUACUUGGUUUCAAUGGGACCAUAUUUGCGUACGGCCAGACGGGUACAGGAAAGACCUACACUAUGGAGGGGGUGCGCAAUGACCCAGAGAGAAGGGGUGUAAUCCCCAAUUCCUUUGAGCAUGUCUUCACACACAUCUCCCGCUCCCAGAACCAGCAGUACCUGGUGAGGGCCUCGUACCUGGAGAUCUACCAGGAGGAGAUCAGGGACCUGCUGUCCAAGGACCAGUCCGGCCGGCUGGAGCUGAAAGAGAGGCCAGACACAGGUGUAUAUGUCAAGGACCUCUCCUCCUUUGUCACUAAGAGUGUACGAGAAAUAGAGCACGUCAUGAACGUGGGGAACCAGAACCGCUCAGUGGGCUCCACCAAUAUGAAUGAACACAGUUCCCGGUCACAUGCCAUUUUCGUCAUUACCAUCGAGUGCAGCGAGCUGGGCGUCGACGGAGAGAACCACAUUCGAGUGGGCAAACUGAACCUGGUGGACCUGGCUGGCAGUGAGAGGCAGACCAAGACAGGAGCGCAAGGAGAGCGCCUGAAGGAAGCCACCAAGAUUAACCUGUCGCUGUCAGCCUUGGGGAAUGUCAUCUCUGCCCUGGUGGAUGGCAGGAGCACCCACAUCCCCUACCGCGACUCCAAGCUCACCCGCCUGCUACAGGACUCCCUGGGGGGCAAUGCCCACACAGUCAUGGUGGCUAACAUCGGACCAGCAUCUUACAACGUGGAGGAGACACUGACCACAUUACGCUACUCAAACCGGGCCAAGAACAUUAAGAACAAGCCCCGCGUCAACGAGGACCCUAAAGAUGCUCUGCUCAGAGAGUUCCAGGAAGAGAUUGCUCGGCUCAAAGAACAGUUAGGGAAACGCUCAGGGAAGAAGAAGAGGAGGAGAAGGGGGUUUGGAGAAGCUGGGGAUGAACUACAAGAGGACAUAGAGGAUGGAGAGACGGAGGAGGAGGAUGAUGAUGAUGAUGGUGGUGUAGAACCAUCUGAUAAAGUGGGUGCAGAUUAUUGGCGUGUACAGCAGGAGAAGUUGGAGAGGGAGAGGAAGGCCAUCAUGGAGGAUCACAGUCUGGUGGCGGAGGAGAAACAGAGGCUGUUAAAGGAGAAGGAGAGGAAGAUGGACGCCCUGAAAAAGGAGCAGGAAGCAGGCGAGAUGCUUACUGCCAAAGUCAAGGCAAUGGAGAGUAAGCUUCUGAUGGGUGGGAAGAACAUUGUGGACCACACCAAUGAACAACAAAGGAUCCUGGAACAGAAGAGACAGGAAAUUGCUGAACAGAAACGCAGAGAGAGGGAGAUGAAACAGCAGGUGGAGAAUCGUGACGAGGAGACCCUGGAGUUGAAGGAGACGUACAGCUCUCUACAACAGGAAGUAGACAUCAAGACCAAGAAGCUGAAAAAGCUGUUUGCGAAGCUGCAGGCAGUGAAAACAGAGAUCUAUGAGGUCCAGGAGCUGCACAUCAAGGAGAGACAGGAGCUGGAGCAGACCCAGAACGAGUUGACCAGGGAGCUCAAACUCAAGCAUCUCAUCAUUGAGAAUUUCAUCCCCAUGGAGGAGAAGAAUAAGAUUGUGAACAGGGCGUUCUUCGACGAGGAGGACGACCACUGGAAGAUGCGUCCCAUCACCCGCAUAGAAGAUGACCAGCAGAUGAUGACCAGGCCAGUGUCAGCGGUGGGCUACAGAAGACCCCUGAGUCAGCACGCCCGCACGUCCAUGGUGAUGAUGGCUGACGUCAGAUAUAAGUCUGAGAAUAUCCUGAUGCUGGAGAUGGACCUGCCCGCUCGGACCACUAUGGAGUAUGAGGAGCCAGUCAUAGCGCCCACGGUAGCAGCAGCGUUGGAGGAUGCUCUGCGGGAAGAGGAUGCGAUCCAGGUGGAUGCCUCCAGGUUCCACAGCAGCCUCGAGCCCGCCAGCACUGGGGCAGUCAAGAAACCAAAGUCUGGCCGCACCAAUGUCAGAGGAAACGGUGUACAGCUGGCGACCGAAGUCAGCUUGCAGCCGCACAGCCCCGCCACAAGGAGUUGCUAGAGCGCGAUGAUACAAGAAAAUCCCAGCCGGCCAAACCCUCCCAUAACCCGGACGAUGCUGGGCAAAUUGUGCGCCGUCUCAUGGGUCUCCUGGUGAUGGCUGACUGUGACACAGCCUGGGAUCGAACCCGGGGCUGUAGUGAAGCCUCCAGCACUGCUGUGCCACUCGGAAGGCCCAGCUGCAGAGGGCCCAUGCCAAAUCUUUUCAGCCUCCUGACAACUGUUGGUGUGUGUGUGGACCAUGAUAAUUCCUUAGUGAUUAGGUGUUUUAAUCCCAGGGUCCUGAGCUUGGAGAGGAAUGGACAAUGGUGUUGAGCUCAGCCUUCAAUAAACAGCAUUCCAACGUUGUAUCAUCUAUGGAUCUGUUGGGGCAGAAUGCGAAUUGGGAGUGGGUCCAGGCUGUGACCAGCCUUUCAAAGCUUUUCAUGGCUCGAAAUGUGAGUGCUACGCGGCGAUAGUCAUUUAGACCUGUUACCUUGGAGUUCUUGGGCACAGAGCCUUUGGUGGUCUGCUUGAAUUAAGUAUUACAGACUGAGUCAGGGAGAUGUUGAAAAUGUCAGUGAAGACACUUGCCAGCUGGUCAGUGCAUUCUGAGUUCUGGUAAUCCGGCUGGCCCUGCAGCCUUGUGAAUGUUUAACGUGUUUAAAGGUCUUCCUCACAUCAGCUACGGAGAGCGUGAUCACACAGUUGUCCGGAACAGCUGGUUGCUUGCCACAGUGUUGGUUGCCUCAAAGCAAGGUAUUUAGCUCGUCUGGUAGACUCGCGUCACUGGACAGCUCGCGGCUGGGUUUUCCUUUGUAAUCCAUGAUGGUUUGCAAGCCCUGCCCCCUCUGAGCGUCCGAGCCGGUGUAAUAGGUUUUGAUCUUGGUCCCAUAUUUACAUUUUGCCAGUUUGAUGGUUCAUUGGAGGGCGUAGAAGAAUUUCUUAGAAGCGUCCGGAUUAGUGUCCCGCUCUUUGAAAGGGGGAACUCUGGCCUUUAGCUCAGUGCGGAUGUUGCCUGUAAUCCAUGGCUUCUGGUUGGGAUAUGUACGUCCGUUUUUUUUCCCCCCGCCUCUAGUUGCACAGGUGACAUGCUGGUAGAAAUUAGGUCAAUGGUUUUCAGUUUCCCUGCAUUAGUCACUGGCCACUAGGAGCGCCACCUCUGGGUGAGCAUUUUCUUAUGGCCCUAUACCGCUCUUUGAGUGUGGUCUUAGUGGUGGUAAAUGGACAGCUACAAAAAAUAAAGAAACUCUCUUGGUAAAUAAUGUGGUGCGUGGGUCAGCUGUUUAUUUAACUGCACCCACCCACAAUUGCUAAUAACCCAUCCGCAACUGCCUGACUACAUGUGAAAACCUAAGGCCCACACCAAACCCUAUCGUGCUAAUAUAGAAAAUGCACUGCAGGCUACAGUCAGUCGGUGGAACAUAUUUGAUGGGGUGGAGAAUAUAUUUUUUUUAAUUUCCCAGAUUUUUAAAAUGUAUUUUUUUUUUUUUUUAGAUAUGUUUCUGCUUGUAAUUUCCAAUAUUUCUGUAGGCUAUUUGUUAGUCAACUUGUCUAUAAUUAGAUCCAUGCAGCUUCUCUUCUGACAUUAUAUGUUGACCUAGAAGACUAAAUAAACCAUUGCUCAACAGAAUGUCAUACAUUUAUAGAAUGAAUGCUUCAAUCUAGUUGACAUCUAUAAAGUUUCUGUCAUCUCCAUUUGUGGAGCAAAGACGUUUAGGGACCGGGGAUAAAAGACAAUAAUAGAAACAAAUACUAAUGUCCAAACGACAUCAGUUUGACUGUUUGUAUGGAAAUAGAAAGCUGUGAAAAUGACCCAAUGUUUCUGAAAAAGAGUUCAGUUUGGGCCGAAUGCUUAUUUUAUGUGGUUUAAAUAUAAUCCAUGUCUUUCACCUCCGACUCAAUUGAAGUAGAAAUCUUCGUUCUUAAUCGAGGUUAGUGAUCGCUGUUCUGAUGUCCAGAAGCUCUUUUCUGUCAUAAGAAAUGAUGACGGCAACAUUAUGUACAAAGAAAAGUCACGAUCAGCGCAAAAACAUAGCACAAUUGGUCAGGAGCUAUAAAAUGGUCACUUCCCUCCAGUGCCAUUCUGGGUUUUGUCCUUAGUUAUUUCAGUAGGCGGGGUUUCUGCCUGUUUGUCACAGGUCUACUCGAUACCACAGGGUUUAUAAAGCAAUAAUCAUAAGCAAAUUUAGAAGCCAUCCAAUGAUGUUUCCACAUCGAUGUUCCUUCACCCCCCCACACACAAAAAAAUGUUCUCUUCUCUUCC